Messenger RNA from Erythranthe guttata (spotted monkey flower), 2412 nucleotides. NCBI's taxonomy places the organism in Eukaryota, Viridiplantae, Streptophyta, Magnoliopsida, Lamiales, Phrymaceae. The record is from RefSeq and is a predicted model, not a curated record.
AACAACUUUCCAUAGUGUAGGUUGCCAAACUUCUUUUUAAGCAAAUUUCAAAUCGGCCAUCAUAUUCAUCCUCAUUCCUCAUUUGUCAAUUGUCAAUUGUCAUUAUCAAUUCUUGGUUAAAACUAUUAUUAAAAGCUGAACCAAACAAACGUGCAAGAAAUUUACAAUUCUGAAUCCUACAUUCUUCUGUAUGGAAUCUUUGAGGCUCUUCUUCUUCAGGGAAUCAAACGCCCCAGAAUCAGUAAUUCGCCCAUCUCUCUGAAAACAAUUUAUCUUUUGGAUAACAAAUUUAUAUUUUUUUUGAAAAUUAUUUCUCAUCUUCCUUGUUAUUGUUUAUCCCUUUUUACCUAGGGCACUUUUCCGACCUAGGUUUGUUUAAUUAUUAAUUUAUUCUUUUUUAUUUUGCGGGAUUCAGGUUCUGGGUUUGUGAAAUUGUCACGCUAAUUUGAUCGAUGACCCGUUUCAUUGAAUUUAUUAAUUUUUGGCGUGACGGAGCAUCUGCUAUUCCCAGUAAUUAAAUUAGGCAAUGGUAAAUUUUUUAUUCUUCAGUUUUGUCAACAGUUUUAAUAAUGGCAUUGAAUUUAGUAUGCUUAUAAUGAAUGAAUGAAUUAAUUAAUUAUUUGCAGAUGUCUGAUGGACUAAGUGAAGUAAAUGACUGUUCUUUCAAAGAUGACGACGACGAUGAACUAUUUGAGAUCAGAGAACGAUGUAAAGAGCUGACAAAGGAAAAGGAGAUGCUAACAGAUACCAAGUCCGAGAGCUUUGAACUAAUCAGAAAAAUGGAAUCCCACCUUAAGACGUUAUCUGAAUCUCGUGAAGAAGACAAGAAACGUAUUGCUGAUUUGGAAAGAGAACUCAAUAAUUCCAUCCAAGAAAUAGAUUACUUGCAGGAUCAACUGAAUAUGAGGAGCUCAGACCAAAAUUUUCCGAGCGAGCAAAUGCGCAGCUAUCAGUUUGCGGACACAGAAAAUAUAUCCGAAUCUGAAAGGUCGUUGCUUAUGCAAGAAAUAGAGGAUAAAGAAGUUGAAAUAAGAUAUUCAGCCUCGCACGUUGAAAAACUGGAGGAAUCAAUUUCUUCCAUGGCAUUAGAAUAUCAAUGUGAAAUCGAGACCAUGAAGCUGGAGUUAUUUUCCUUCGAAAAGAUUCUUUUCGAGACUAAGAAAUUACUAGAAGAAACAACUCUAGAAAAUACUGGGAUGAAUGAGUUGAUUCGAGAUCUUCAGCUGCAAAAUCAAGACGCAAAUAAGGUUAUAGAGAGAUUAGAAAAGGAAAAUAAAGAUUUGAAAGAAGAGUUAGAAAGGUCAGAUAUGCAUAUCAAAUCAUUUCUGACCAAGUUGGAAGAGCAAUUUCAUGAGUGGUUGGGUAAUAACGAUAGCCAGUCCUUGAGUAAACUGGAGAAAGAUACGAGCACAUUUGGCAAUUUUUUGGGUCCACUAUUUACCAAACUUGCCAUUCCGAUGGCAUCAUCAGAUGCAGAUUUGAGGAACAAGAUGGCUGAAAUGUCUCGUCAGAUAGAUGACUAUGAAUGUCUUGUAAUGCAGCUUAAGGAAGAAGUAAAAGAUGAAAGGUUGAAAGCAAAAGAAGAAGCGGAGGAUUUAGCUCAGGAAAUGGCUGAGUUAAGGUAUCAUCUAACAGACAUGCUCGAUAAAGAGUGUAAGCGUCGUGCUAGCAUCGAACAAAUAUCUUUACAAAGAAUAACCGAAUUGGAGGCUCAGAUUACGAAAGAACGGCAGAAAUCCAUCAGCCCUCGAGAUCUUGUUGUGAGGAAUCAAUGAAACAUUAAACUAAGGGCCUCAAAACUCGAAAAUCGCAUCUUCUUCCGAAUUUUGUGUUCUUCCAGGUUCCAUCUUAUAAGACGAAAACUCCAAUUUCCUGCGGAGUAUCCGAGGAGCCUUGUGCGGAUUCCCAUUUAUUUAAUUAGUUUAAUCUUAUCUGUGGUUCUGAAUCGGAAAUUGGAAUCCCGAAGAAAUUUGUCGAAGAUUGCCGUGUCAAAAGCACGAGUUCGAAGAAGAAGCAGAGUCAACUCCGUCAGUUGAUUAAAAUGUUCCGAUGUUGAUGGUUCUUUUAUUAAUUGAUGUGAUUUUUUUUAUAUGAAAAUGUUGUAGGUUUGUGAUUAUGUUGUAGCUGUUCAAUAUGAAGAUGAAGAUGAAGAGAAUGAAGAGAUUAUUACAUGCACAAUUUUCUUACAAGAUGUGAAAAUGUAUCGAGAAUAUACCUUUUGUUAUAGGGGCUCUUUGAUGAAACCCCCUCGUUAUGUUUUUUAAUGGAGAGAGGUCCAAAAUAUUUUUCUCCAUUUGAGAAAAGCCCAAACCCAUUUCGACCUAUUAUGUUUUCCAGCUUUGUCCCCGCCCGCCACAUAAUCACUGGGUCACGCGCUCAACAAUUUUAUUUAUUUAUUAUUUUAUUCUUUUU